AAAGAAUCCUUACGAAAAUAUGUUGCUCGAUAUAAUCAGGUGUGUUUGGAGGUGCCCACGGCGGGUGACGAGGUGAAAGCAGGAGGAUUGAUUAGAAGUCUACGGCCAGGACCAUGUCGAACGUCGCUGGCAAAGACGCCUGCUCGAACUUACGAUGAGGUGCUCAAAAGAUGCAAGAAGUACAUUAACUUGGAAGAAACGGAAGCAGAGUUUGCCAAGCUCGAGGACGUUGUGAAACCUGAGCAGAAGAAGGGAAAGACGAGCUCGCCUAGGAGGGGAUCACCUAGGAAAAAUUCCCCAAGGGGAGGAUCUUUUAAGAGGCCGUCGCCCAGGAGGGAUGGGCGAAAUUCGUUCCGAGAGAGGCAAGAAGAUCGCUGGCAAGGGCGACCUCGGCAACCAAACGACCAAAGAUAUAAUCAUUUUACUCCUAUCAACGCCCAGAUGAGCGAAGUCUUGGCGACCAUAGAGGAGAAGUUGGAAAGCAAGGAAGUCACAUGGCCAGCGACCAGGUUCGAGGGACCGACCAAACCUAGGUCGAAUAAAUACUGCAGAUUUCAUAGGGAUUACGGACAUAAUACAGAAGACUGUAGGCACUUGAAAGACGAGAUCGAGCGUCUCAUACGGGCAGGGCACCUGAAAGAAUUUGUCAUUCGCGAUCGACCACGGGGUAAAGAAAGGAGAAGGUGCAGGGAAGAUUUUGUGGCGAGGAGUGAUAGGGACGACGAUGGAGAAGACGAUGCUAGGAGAGAAAGAAAGAGACGACAAAAUGAUGGUCGAGAGGAGCUGAGGGAGGAGGUGCCUGUGAAGAGGGGCACGAUUUACAUGAUCUCAGGAGGACCAACGGAUGGAGAUUCAAAUAAUGCACGAAAGGGGCAUGUGCGGGCGGUGAAGCGUAAAAGAGAGGAGGUCGGGAUAACUGGUUGGAUGCCUGUGAUUAGCUUUCGAGCAGAAGAUGCGGAAGGAAUCUUGUUACCCCACAAUGACGCACUGGUCAUCACAGCCGAAGUGGCAGGUUUCGAUGUGAAAAGAGUGUUCAUCGACACGGGGAGCUCAGUCGACGUGAUGUUCUACGAUUGUUUUGCGCAGAUCAACAAACACCUGAAUCUGGAAUUGAAACCGGUGGCGACAGCUUUAUACGGAUUUAACGGUGGAGAGGUAAUGCCAAUGGGCGAAGUGAGCCUGACCGUAGCAUUGGGGUCGGGCGAUUCGAGGAAAGUGAGAAUGAUCCGGUUU
This is a messenger RNA of Striga hermonthica, 1233 nucleotides long. The record is from the annotation of a GenBank genome assembly. Lineage: Eukaryota; Viridiplantae; Streptophyta; Magnoliopsida; Lamiales; Orobanchaceae.